Molecule: messenger RNA, 1716 nt
Organism: Tetrahymena thermophila SB210
Lineage: Eukaryota; Ciliophora; Oligohymenophorea; Hymenostomatida; Tetrahymenidae
Product: C2 domain protein
Exons: 7
Source: RefSeq, a predicted model, not a curated record
AUGGCGACAGUAUAAGCUAAGAUCGAUUAAUUAGAAAAGGAAAUUAAAUUAAUAAAAAAAGAGCUUUUUUUAACUCAGGAGGUAUCUGAGAAGGAUAUAAAAAAUGCUCUUGAUGAGAAGAAUGGUGGCUAUUUCGAUUAGGAUAUAUUUGAGUAGCUCAUAGAUCGCAUGAAAGAAAAGCAAAGAGAUUAAACUAUAAAAACAAUAAGCUGGAAGAAUUUUUUCUUAACAUACAUUGAAGCAGAACAAUUACUGAACUAAAAAAUUGUAAAUGCUAGAAAAAUAUUAGAGGAUUGCUAUAAAAAAAGAAAUGAGGUACAAGAUAAACUCAUAGAGGCUCGUAGCUCAGAAGUUUUGAACUAGCACGGUAUUGCUUUCAAUUCGCAUUUAACCGUUACUGUUAGAAGUAUAAGCUUGAAUGUUCCCAGCAACGUGUAGCCAUAUGUAUAAAUCUAAGUUGGUCUGGACCAAUCACACUAAACAACAAAUGCAUUUGGAAAUUAAGCUACCUUUAACAAUACUUUCGAAUUUAAAAUCAACACUGGCCAGGAAAGCAUACAAAUUAAUGUCAUGAACUACGAUAGAGCUUCUUAAGAUACAUUGUUAGGAUCUGUAACUAUUCCUUUAUCCAUUUUAAAAGACUAAUAUCCCAGAGAAAAUGAGUACUCAUUACUUGGAUAUGAUAAAAAUGAAAUUGGUACUAUAUUCUUGUCUUUAUAAUGGCUGCAUUCAUAGGAAAAAUAUCUUUCUGAUACUUUAGCUCAAUGGGAUGAACACAUUAAAUAACAAGAGGAAGAAUUGUAUGAUUUUGAAAAAGACUUAUCUCUACUCUAUUCACCCUUCCCUCAGUAUGUUUAACUUUUUAGAAAUGAUAUUAAGUUAGGAAAUGCUCUCUAUUCAAAUUAAGGAGCAACUAACAUUGGCUAUAAGGUUGACGAACAGCCAGGAUUAAUUAUCAACUAAAAUCCUGAAUAUGAAAAAAUAGAUUUAAGAGGAGUAGCUCUUCAGGGAUAUAUUGAAAUCGAUUAAACAAUUUUCUAACCUGUUAAGAUUUUACUUGGAAUUUUCUUUAUUCUGACUCUCCUCAUCCAUAUUUAUAGACCUAAUUUUGUUGAUUUGUUAAUAUGUUUGACUACUAUUUUGUUUUACGAAUUACACAUAUUUGAUCAUUAGAGAGCUAAGUUUUUGCUUAUAGCUAUAUGUGUUUCUUGCUUCCUAGAUUUCUUUUGGUUAUUUAACUACUCUUCAGGAUGGUGGUCUGAAGUUUACGAUCAAACUGAAAUUCAAAUAGAAGAUUCUAGUUUCAAAAAGUUUGUUGUCUGUAUGAGUUACCUCUCAUUCUUCAUUAAGUUCCCCUUAGCUUUCUUUGUAAUGAAAUUAUGGAGGGAAUUAGAAAGUCAACUAUAAGGAAAAACAGUAGUGAAAGAAAAACUAUUAAAUACAUUAAAUUUCAACAGAUCCCCAGAAUAUGCUGCAGCUCAAAUUCCUUACUCUUAAGUUUAUGUGCCUCCCUAAGGAAGCAUUAAUAGAUAAUAUAUAGUCCCCUCAGUUUCUAGCUAACCUGGUUUCGGAGUCCCUAUUUAAUAAUCUUAUGUUGUUGCAAAUCCUCAGCAAUCUGUCUAUGGAGGAAAUAUUCAAUAACCUAAUUUGGUACAAACAAACAUACAAUAGUCAAUGCAAGUACCCUAUUCCAAUAUAGCACCUUCCUAUUAUUGA